ACAUCUGGCAUCUCUGGUCGUCUGUCAAUUCCGGGUGUUGUUUCUUGUUUUACUUGAAAUUACCGUAUAUGCUAAAUUAUCAUAGAAACAAUAUUAUAGUUAUUUUAAACACGAUUAUGAGUGAAAAUGACACUGUUCACAUUGAAUAUGCAGACGAAACAGAAUUAGUCAGUGAAUUUCGAAGCUAUAUGAGUGAUCCUGACCUUCGAGAAAAAGCCGCUAUCUAUCUUCUCGAAUCGUUGAUAGAUGAAUCUAUAGUAGGAGUUGUUUUCGAGGUACAUCACGCGUUCAAGACAGGUUCUUGUGAAGCAAUUGAAGGCCAGCCAGAAGAUUGCAAACCGUAUACAAUCGUUGAUUCGCCAGAUACGGAUGUGUUUGGGUCAUCUAUUAGCAAGAAAGCAAUAGACUGCAAUUGUCCAAACUGUAAUAGAAUUGUGGCUGCUUCUAGAUUUGCGCCUCAUCUGGAGAAAUGCAUGGGAAUGGGUCGAAAUUCAUCUCGUAUCGCUAGUCGUCGGCUUGCUAACUCUAGAGAUGGUAGCAACUAUUUUGGAGCUGAUGAAGACGACGAAGAUGAUGCUGAUUGGUCUGGUGAAAAACGCAAGAAAAAGAUUGCAACAAUUAGAACGAACGGAAGCAAGAAAAAUGGAAAAACAUCUUGAAAAUAAUUGUCAAAGGUUCGGGUUACUGUCAACCCCUGGAAGCGUCGUCUAAGAUCUAGAAAUUUAUCUGGAAAAAAGAUCGAUAAAUAGCAGAUAACUCGAUAAAAAUGAAAUUAUGCGUUAGUUAUAGACGCCCGACAGUUCCUGGAAAGCUUGGCUAUUAUUCGAUUAUUGACGAUUAUUGAUUAUUGAAGUAAAUAAAACAGUCAGUAAACAUUUUA
Messenger RNA from Wyeomyia smithii (pitcher-plant mosquito), 880 nucleotides. It is a transcript of the gene Sgf11, whose product is annotated as SAGA-associated factor 11 homolog. Bases 69 to 659 code for a protein of 196 amino acids. The record is from RefSeq and is a predicted model, not a curated record. The transcript has 2 exons. Gene Ontology annotation, cellular component: DUBm complex; SAGA complex. Gene Ontology annotation, molecular function: transcription coactivator activity. Gene Ontology annotation, biological process: regulation of transcription by RNA polymerase II; positive regulation of DNA-templated transcription. NCBI's taxonomy places the organism in Eukaryota, Metazoa, Arthropoda, Insecta, Diptera, Culicidae.